AUGAAUGCCGCCGCUCAGAGUGCGACAGACCCUCUGACAGACGAGAUAGUUGGGAACAUCGAUCUCCAGUACUACGGCCCAGUUGGGUUUGGGAACGAUACACAUCCACAGCAGCUCUCAGUGAUCAUAGACACGGGUUCUGCAGACCUCUGGAUCCCUGUUGGCUGUGGCGAUUGCGUGAAUCCACAAUACGAAGCUAAUGCGAGCUCGACGUACACAGACACCGGGAAUUCAUUUAAUGUGACCUACGGAUCCGGUAAUGUAGGAGGCACCCUUGCGCAUGAUACGAUCGGUGUUGGUAGUCUGAAGAUCGAUAAGCAAUACUUUGGUGCUGUCACUCACGUAUCGAGUGACUUCAAUGACGAUCCGAUCUCCGGCCUCAUCGGGCUUAGUUUUAGUUCUAUCGCGGCGUCAGGGAAGCCAACGUUCUUCGAGAACCUGAUCAUGCAGGACAAGGUCUCGGCACCAUUCUUCUCUGUGUAUGUGACAAGAGGAAAGGCGAACGGGUCGACGAUAACUCUUGGAGGUUUCGAUGUGUCGAAGGCAGUGGGACCUUUGACAUGGGUCCCAGUUGUUUCCAAGACUUACUGGACAGUACAAUUCGACGGAGCUGUUGUUGAAGGGAAAAACGUAACUGGUGACCUCCAUGCGGCAAUUGACACAGGUACUACUUUGAUAUACCUCUCGCAGGCUGUGGCAUCCUCGAUCUACGCCAAUAUACCCGGAGCGGGCCCCGCAGCAAAUUAUGACUCUAAUUUCUUCUCCUUUCCAUGCAACUCCAACCCCACGAUUUCAUUAUUACUUGGUGGGCACGACUUCGGCCUUAACCUUCAAGACUUCAAUCUUGGACAAGAGGCAGACGGGUCAAAAAACUGCAUCGGUGGAAUCGUUGGGAUGGACGAUACAUUCAUGGAAGGAUUUGCCAUCAUCGGGGAUGAGUUUCUGAAAUCAUGGUACUCGGUGUAUGACUACUCCCACGGGGCGCGGGUAGGUUUCGCCCCAAAUAUUAAUAACGCGCAGUAG
This is a messenger RNA of Suillus plorans, 1023 nucleotides long. RefSeq names its product acid protease. The record is from RefSeq and is a predicted model, not a curated record. Gene Ontology annotation, molecular function: aspartic-type endopeptidase activity. Bases 1 to 1023 code for a protein of 340 amino acids. Lineage: Eukaryota; Fungi; Basidiomycota; Agaricomycetes; Boletales; Suillaceae. Gene Ontology annotation, biological process: proteolysis. The transcript has 9 exons.